This is a messenger RNA of Brenthis ino (lesser marbled fritillary), 1308 nucleotides long. NCBI's taxonomy places the organism in Eukaryota, Metazoa, Arthropoda, Insecta, Lepidoptera, Nymphalidae. The record is from the annotation of a GenBank genome assembly.
AUGAAACUUUCUAACGGAUUUCAAGUUGCGGAUAGCAGAAACUUGCCGAAAGUAGACUAUUUGAUGCUAUUAGAAUAUAUGCACGAAAAUGAAUGUUACAACAUUGCGGAAACACGCAGUGCUAAGGCAUUAUUAGCAUCACGAGAGGCAUAUGUGGAUACAGCAGUGGGGUAUGUAGAAGUCAAGAGGGAAGGAGACAUGUGUACUGUGCAGUGCCGGGUCACACCUGAACACAAAGUGAAGGCGAAGUUGUAUCAGAUCACAGCUGUUAUUAAAGAAUCUGACGAGAAGAUCGUCUCAGUAGAGUGUAACGACUGUGCUGCUUCUGCAGGAGGAUGCAAGCAUGCCAUAUGCUUUGCCAUUUGGCUCAUUAAACGAUCAGAUGAACCUUCAGUGACAUCUAUAAUUUGCUAUUGGAGUAAACCAAAACUUGCUGGAGCUGUAGGUGAUCAGAAGUUCAUCAUGGCAAAAAACAUUGGGAAAAAGAAAAGAUCUACACCAGAAAAUAUAAACAUGAAUGUUACUUUUUCAAUGUUUUCUGAAGAAUGUAAGCGGCGUAAAAUGACUACGGGAAUGUUACUAAAUUACAGUGGAAAUCAUCAGUUCACAUUAAAUGAUUUUAGUGUGUUUAAUUUAAUGCUGCAAUUUGUAAACCAAGAAGUUGAUCAUUGCUAUGAAAAAUUUAAUAUAUAUUCACAAGAAAUUAUCACUUCAGAUGUAAUAGUUAAGAUUACUGAAGAAACAAAAGAACAAGCAAAUUCAAAACUCUGGCAUUCCAUGAGACAAGGGAGAGUGACUGGUUCAAGAAUAUAUGAGUCCAUACAUUGUAAAACCCAAAAUGGUGCUUUAGUGCAAAGCAUUCUUGGUGGAUACAAGGUGCCAGAGACUUUAGCUAUAAGAAGAGGUAAGCUACUAGAAAAAGAAGUACUGAAAGAAUUAGAAAAAGAUCUUGGAGUUAUUGAGACUACAGGUUUAAUUUUGGUGUCUCCUAUUAUUGGUGUUUCUCCAGAUGGAAUUUGUAAGGAUUUCGUUAUUGAAAUAAAAUGUCCAUUAUAUGAAAAAAGUUUAAAAAAUUAUAUAAAAAACAAUAAAGUGCAAGACAAAUAUAAAGCUCAAAUGAUGCUACAGAUGCAUGCUGCAAAAAAAUUAAAGGGAUGGUUUUGUGUUGCUGAUCCAAGUUUUGAACAGACAAGACUAAUACAUAAAUAUAUAGUGGAAUAUGACAAUAACUAUGUCAUGAAAUUGUUAGAUGCGACAGAAAAGUUUUGGAAGCAAUUUAUUUUUAAACUUAUUUUGGAUAGUGCAAAA